Molecule: messenger RNA, 2010 nt
Organism: Ichthyophthirius multifiliis
Lineage: Eukaryota; Ciliophora; Oligohymenophorea; Hymenostomatida
Product: ubiquitin carboxyl-terminal hydrolase family protein, putative
Exons: 8
Biological process (GO): protein deubiquitination
Molecular function (GO): cysteine-type deubiquitinase activity
Source: RefSeq, a predicted model, not a curated record
AUGUCUUAUCCUAAAUCUCACUGGAAAAGUAGUAAAGGUAAAUGUGGGUUAAUAAAUAUUGGAAAUACAAGCUUUAUUAAUUCGAUUUUAUAAAUAUUUAGCAACAUACCUAUAUUUCGUAAAGUGUUUAAAAAAAUAUACAAAGUAUAUUCUAAUUUAAAUACUGACGCUGUACCUUCAUCUUUAAAUAAAAAAGUUACUUAUUAUUUUUCUAAACUUGUUGAUUAAAUUUGGUAAGGAUAACAUAGAGCUUUAAAACCUUUAGAAUUAGUUCAAGUUUUUUAUUAAAUUGAAAAAAGGUUUAAAGGAUAUGGUUUUAAAGAUCCUUAUGAUUUUUUCAAAUAAUUUGUCAAUAUAUUACAUGACGAUUUUAAAUACAUAAGUUCAAAAGCUUAUGAUAUGAAAAGAAAUACUCCUGUCUGUAAAAGCUUUUUGGAAGAAUGGGAUAUUAUAAAUAAUAUAAAAAAUUACACAGAUUAUUCUAUUAUUUCUUCGUCUUUUAAAGGAAAGCUAUGCGCAAGAGUUAAAUGCACUUAAUGCAAUUAGAUUUAUUGGUGUGAGGAGGAUUUUAUGGGAAUUUCACUUGAUAUACCUUAAAAAGGAUUCUUAUACAAAAAGGUAUAAAACCCACAAAUACAUAAAUAUUUAUUUUUAUUUUUAAAAAAUAAAUAAACUAUUAGUUUUUAUUGUGAAUAAUGUAAAGAUCAAGUUAUAAUUGAAAAAACAUAUACAUUUUUAACUCUUCCGAACAUAUUAUGUAUUCACCUAUAAAGAUUUAAAGAAAAGGCAUUUCAAAAAAAUAAAACAGUAAUAGAAUUUCCUAUAAACUAAUUAGAAUUUUCCCAUUUCAUAAAAGUAUACAUUUUUAAUUCAUAUGAUUAAAAAUUAACUUAAUUCGAAUUACUUGGACUUAUCGAACAUGAAUAAUCCUAAGGCGGAGAUCAUUAUUCUACAAUAGUAAGAAAUAAUAAAAACGGAUUAUUUUAUAAAUAUAUGGAUGAUAAUGUGAAAGUAAUUGACUAAAAUCUUGUUCAAGAAUGUGAACCUUAUAUUCUUUUUUACAAAUUAAAACAUGAAUCCGAAAAUGCUCUAAUUAGAAAUUUGCAUAGUUAAAUUAAAUUGAUUAAAUCAGGAGAAAUGAAUUUAAAUAUUAAUAAAAGCGCCUUUUUACCUUGUUAUUGGUAUGAAAAAUUAGUUAAUAUGGCGAAUCCGGGUAUGAUUAUUACAUAGCAUUUGAUUUGUUGCCAUGGGAAAUUAAAACCCGAUUUUUUUGAUUGUUUCCCUCCUAAAUAGAAUAAAAAUUCAGUUAUAAUUGCAGAUUCUUCAACUAUGGACCCUAGUAUUUUAGUUGAUAUGUCUAUUAACAAUGAUAAUCAAUGUGAUACUAAUUAUGCUAUAGAAUUUUUAAAUAAUCAAAGUGUUACAGUUCCAGUUGAAAUUGCAAAUUAUUUAAUUGAAUAAUAUGGUGGAGGACCUCUAUUAGAAGGAAAUCAAGAAAUUUGUAUAAAAUGUAUAAAACUAGCUAGAUCUAUUAAAAAAAGAAGAAAAUUAGAAAGAGAAUUAAUUGCAAAAUAUGAUAAAAAAUUUACUGAAGAAACAUACAUUAUUAACGAAGUUUGGAUGACUAAAUGGAAAGAAUAUUUAUAUUCAAACAAAAAAUUUUUGAAAAGAAAUUUUAUAAAAGGCUUACCUCCUCCAGGUCAAAUUUAAAAUAAAACAUUAUUAAAUGCUUAGAAUGAAUUGAAAUAAGGAAUGAAAAAAAAUGUUAAUUUUAUAAUUGUUAAUGAUUAUAUAUGGUAAAUUUUUAGAAAUUUAUAUGGCGGAGGUCCUGCUUUGGUUAUAAAUGAUUAUAAUUCAAGGAAAAAAAAUUAUAUUAAACCUUAAUUGACAAAAUAAGAUAUUGAAAUCAUUUAAGAAAUAAUAAUAAAAACCGAUGGUAAAUAGAAGGUCUUAAAGUCUUUUAAGAACAAAAAUAAGCUCUUCAAGUAUCAAAAGAUUACAAAGUGUUGA